AACCGGAAAAGUCCGAGCCCGAACCAAAACCUCUUAGUAUUAGUUUGCUUGUCAACGAAGAAUAGAACAAGCUACAAAGCCAACAGAACACAGAGGGGUUUUCGUUUUGUUUUUUUUUUUUGAAAGAAAGAAGAAAGAGAGGAAAGGCUGGUUCUAAUAUUGGCAAUGGAUCCUAAAUUUAUUGAGGUUUCACAGCUGUUUGAUCGAUUCAAAGCUGCCUUCGUCCGCAACGAUUUGGAUACCUGUGCUAAUCUUCUCUCUCAGCUCAAGGUCUCAUUGACUGGAUUUAAGAGUCUUCCUCCAUUAUUUGAGAACACACCAAAUGCAAUCCGCGAGUUAUCGCUAGCAAGAGAUAUUUAUGAACAUGCAGUCGUUUUGAGUGUCAAGAUUGAGGAUCAGGAUGCCUUUGAGAGGGAUUUCUUUCAGCUCAAACCUUACUACACUGAUGCCCGAGGUCGUCUAUCACCAUCUCCUCAGGAGUACCCAAUCUUAGGCCUUAACCUUUUGAGACUACUUGUGCAAAAUAGAAUUGCUGAAUUCCAUACAGAACUGGAGCUGCUUUCUCCAAGUGCACUGGAGAAUCCUUGCAUCAGGCAUGCUAUCGAAUUAGAGCAAUCUUUCAUGGAAGGAGCUUAUAAUCGUGUCUUAAGUGCUAGACAGACUGUACCUCAUGAAACUUAUGUUUAUUUCAUGGAUCUGCUAGCGAAGACAGUCAGAGAUGAGAUAGCUGGCUGCAGCGAGAAGGCAUACGACAGUCUUUCAGUUAAGGAUGCACGACAAAUGUUGUUGUUUUCUUCAGACAAAGAAGUUUUGGAAUAUAUUAGAGAGGAUCACCCUGACUGGGAGAUAAAGAAUGGGCUUGUGAUUUUCCAAAGAGCAAAAGAAUCUGCACCUUGCAAGGAGAUACCUUCUCUGCAGCUCAUCAAUCAGACACUCAGUUAUGCAAGGGAGCUGGAGCGGAUUGUUUGAUAAAUGAAUGUCCCUCUCUGUCUUUGUGUUUCUAAUUGAUCUUUACCUUCCUUUUUCUUUUUCGGGAUUUUCUCUGUAUCUGGGUGCUUGAAGCUUCGGCAAAACACCUUCCAUAUGAUUAAAUACAAGAAAGAUUCCAAAUUCCUAGGAUUCCAUAUGAUUGAGCCUUUUGUCAA
Coffea eugenioides is the source of this 1145-nucleotide messenger RNA. RefSeq names its product 26S proteasome non-ATPase regulatory subunit 8 homolog A. Bases 166 to 969 code for a protein of 267 amino acids. Gene Ontology annotation, cellular component: proteasome regulatory particle, lid subcomplex; cytosol; nucleus. The transcript is spliced from 6 exons. The record is from RefSeq and is a predicted model, not a curated record. Lineage: Eukaryota; Viridiplantae; Streptophyta; Magnoliopsida; Gentianales; Rubiaceae. Gene Ontology annotation, biological process: proteasome-mediated ubiquitin-dependent protein catabolic process.